This is a messenger RNA of Babesia bigemina, 1836 nucleotides long. RefSeq lists its product as hypothetical. NCBI's taxonomy places the organism in Eukaryota, Apicomplexa, Aconoidasida, Piroplasmida, Babesiidae. Bases 1 to 1836 code for a protein of 611 amino acids. The record is from RefSeq and is a predicted model, not a curated record. Gene Ontology annotation, cellular component: trans-Golgi network membrane. The transcript has a single exon.
AUGGCGCAACAGGAGGUGCUCAGCGCUUCGCAGCGCAACCUGCUUAGCAGAGCCACCUCGGCGACCUCGGAGCCCACGCCGGGGUAUGUGUACAAGGACAUCACCGACAUGGUCCUGCGAGACCCUGCUAUACUGCCGACCGUGGAGGAUUAUCUGCUGCAAAAGCUAGCGCGGAAUGAACCAUACAUAAAGUUCAAAUGCCUGAAAUUGCUGAAAAACCUGUGCGCCCGGCUACCGCACGAGUUCAACAGGAACAAGGUGUGUCAUUGUCACGCCGUCAUCGAAGCGCGUACGUACAAGGCUCCUUACAGCGAACACAACGGUGACUACCUAUGUCAGAUGGUCCGAAACGAGGUGGAAGACCUCCUAAAGGUGAUAUAUGGACAGCAGAACGCGUCGGCCGCUGGCGGUGUGCCGCCUAGUAUCCCUCCUCAAAACCGCAUGAUCGGCUUUGGGAACAUGCCAAUGUCCCAGUCUUCAGCUAACAAUCAAUUCGGGAGCACAAAUCCUGCAAAUCAAAACUACUCCCUUCCGAACACGUAUUCCGUGGGCUACGGUAAUCAGGGCGGUAUUGCUAGCACUGGCUUCGGCAACACGGCCUACGGUAAUCAGGGCGGUAUUGCUAGCAGCGGCGUGGGUAAUAUGGGAUUUGGCAACACCGCCGUGGGCAGCCCAGCAUACGGUAAUGCCGGUGCCGGUCGCAAAAUGGAGGGGUUCGGUAAUUUCAAAUCGAAGACGCCUGUAAACAAGUCCACGAGCAACCAGGCUUUCAAGGUAAUCUCCGAUGUCGCCAAUAGGUUCAUUCCAACUUCCAUAAUGGACAAGAUAGAACGCGUCAGUUCGGCAUUCACGUCGACGACGUUGGAUCAGAUCGAGAGGCACGUCACGUCGGCCUUUGACAAACGCAAAAGCACGAUGCAAGAACCGUACGCAGGCAGCUUCGCAAACACCCAUCGACCCGUCCCAGCGUUCGUCCAGCCAAGUUUCAACACCCAGCCGGAACGUACCUUGUUGCCGUCGCUCAUACCCGAUGCGCACGCGCAGCACAGCACGGUGGAGGACGUAUCGGGCGAGAUUGAGUCGAAGCUCGUGAAGGACAUUCUCACGUUCAGCGGUAUCAAGGUCUCGCCGUCGCAGCAGAUAAUCGACGACUUCCUCAUGCAACUGAAGGACGCCAACGUCCGUUAUGUGGUGGAUGAACUCUUACGGAGCAUCAACAACAGGGCGAACAGGUGGCAACUGCAGCUGAGGAUUCUUUGCAUCUUCGAGGCGCUGAUCGUGCGCGCGAAUAUGGCGGACGAUGUCAUCAGCCAUCUCGCCACCGAGCUGCAGCCCAUCCUGGUCAAAUGCCGCGAGGAGAGCCAGCUGAAAAACAAGGCAUACAGGGUGAUGCAACUGCUGAAUAGCGCGGCGAAUGUGCCUCCGAGAGAUGUCAACCUGAUCAGUACCACGAGCCCUACCGAACGGAAAAGUCCUACUGCGGGCGAGGGCGUAAAUACUAGCAGCGCAUCAGAGUUGGACCUGUUCGCCAGUGACGUUGUGAAAGCGGAUGACAACAAUCAGAACGAGCCCCUGAGGAGCAUCCCCAGCGACUUCACAAACCCCGCCUUCGAUCUUUUGGACAGCUUCACCCCCGUCAGCAGCAUCCGCACACCUCAGGAGUCUCAGGCGAGCAACGCGCCUAAAACCACUAUUGCCGACGACAUUUUGGAUUUCGAGAAUCUCGCCAUAAGUACUGCAAAGAAUCGCACAUCCACUCCUGAACACGACCUCUUUGCCGCGCUCGACACAGUGGCCUUCCAACCGCAGGCUCGCGGCACAAACGAUCUUCUCUGA